Messenger RNA from Grus americana (Whooping crane), 1055 nucleotides. RefSeq names its product inner mitochondrial membrane peptidase subunit 1 (gene IMMP1L). The record is from RefSeq and is a predicted model, not a curated record. Gene Ontology annotation, molecular function: serine-type endopeptidase activity. Gene Ontology annotation, cellular component: mitochondrial inner membrane peptidase complex; membrane. The transcript has 6 exons. NCBI's taxonomy places the organism in Eukaryota, Metazoa, Chordata, Aves, Gruiformes, Gruidae. Bases 489 to 989 code for a protein of 166 amino acids.
AAUUGUGAGACCUGAAACCUGUGAAAUGCUUUGGCAAAGCACUUGAGGCCUGCCCAUGGCCAGAAAAGAUUUAACUGAUCAUAGAUCAGAGGUGAUUGUAGCUCAUCUCUGCUUGCUGAAAUAUUUUUAAGGAGUUUUCAUAACAGAGUAUUUUUUUCCCCUCUCUUCUAAUGUUAGUUAAAAACAAACAGUAAUGUUUCAACAAGAAGUAUUUCUGCAGUAGUUUCUGAAUUUAAAAUCAAACAAAAUCUGAGUGAUAAGUCUUCUAGUUGCACAGCCCCACCUGCCUGACCUCCCCUCUUAUAUAAAGAAAUGUUAUUGUUAACUAUUCUUAUGCUUACAGGUAACUUCUGACUACUGUGCUGAAGUGUAGGACCUGUAUUGCUAACACUGCUUUUCGGCUUAGCUUUCAACAACUGGCUCUGACGUCUGUUGAAGUAAUGACAGGCACGCUAGACUAGAACCAGCUGAACGACGUACACUGUACCAUGCUUCGCAAUGUCCUAGGAAAAACCUUUCGAUUUCUUGGGUAUACUGUGCAAUAUGGCUGCAUAGCGCAUUGUGCCUUUGAGUACCUUGGAGGAAUUGUUGUGUGUUCUGGACCUUCAAUGGAACCAACCAUUCAAAAUUCUGAUAUUGUCUUUUCGGAGAACCUUAGCCGCCACUUUUAUUGCAUUCGAAAAGGAGAUAUUGUAAUUGUGAAAAGCCCAAAUGAUCCCAAAUCAAAUAUCUGUAAAAGAGUAAUUGGCUUGGAAGGGGAUAAAGUCUGCACAAGCAACCCUUCAGAUUUCCUUAAGAGUCACAGCUAUGUGCCUAAAGGACAUGUUUGGUUAGAAGGUGAUAAUCUCAGGAAUUCUACAGAUUCCAGGUGCUAUGGACCUGUUCCUUAUGGACUGAUAAGAGGACGCAUUUGUUUUAAGGUAUGGCCUCUGACUGACUUUGGAUUUCUACGUGCAAGCCCCAAUGGCCAUAGAUUUCUUGAUGAUUAAAAGAUUUAAGUGAUUAUUGCCAGCUUUCAUAAUAUUUUCUACUAAAAUCAAUGGAACUAUUUUUGU